This is a messenger RNA of Trematomus bernacchii (emerald rockcod), 2094 nucleotides long. RefSeq lists its product as uncharacterized. The record is from RefSeq and is a predicted model, not a curated record. The transcript has 6 exons. Lineage: Eukaryota; Metazoa; Chordata; Actinopteri; Perciformes; Nototheniidae. The coding region runs from base 223 to 1278 and encodes 351 amino acids.
CAGAGGCCAUCUUGGUGGAGGCCAAAAGGGGAAGUGACACAGAUAUCACUUCCUUUUCUUUCGAUCCAAAAAAAGAUGAAUAUACCAACGCUCUGCUGAAAGUUUACAGUAAUUAUCCUCUGAGGCUGAUCACUAACAGGAUAUAUCUCGGGCUGUUCAGUGUACGGUGUUGGUGGAAAGUAGAAGUUAGUCUGAAAGUUGCUGACUGAACACUGAGGAGACAUGAAGGCUGUGGUUGGACUGCUGGUGUUCAUACUCGGAGUCUCUCACGGUCUGGAAACCCACUGUGACGGCAGACAGGAUGGAGCUCAGUGUUUCGGUCCUUUGGGAGGAACUGUGGUCCUCCAGCUGAUCGACAGGGCUGUACAAACACAUAGAUACAAAUUGUACAAAUCGUCAAACAAAACAACAAUAAUACUUACUGUGAUAAACAAUAACAUUUUUUAUAAUGCGAUAAAAAGCAGAUCAUCAUUUAAUCUCAGUGAGGGAACAUUUAGGGUGAACAACCUCAGCAGGACUGACAGUGGUGAAUAUCCUUUUGAAAUCCGUGACAACAAAAGUAUCAAAGAGAAUCGCGCUCUACGACUGACCAUUCAAGCUCCUGUGUCCUCUGUCCGGCUGGCCUCUGAGUGUCUGUCCCAGGGAGAGAAGAGGGUCUCCUGCUCCUCUGAGGGAGGGGACAGUCCUCAGUACAGCUGGACUCUGGAUAGACGCUCACUGACAGACACUGAGCUCCUCUCUGUAAAUACUGAGAAUAACAGCAUCACUCUGAGACAACACGUCUCAGGAGCAGUGGCCUGCUCCGUCGAGAAUAACGUCAGUGAGGUCUCUAAAGGAGAGCAUUUCUCUAACUGUGUAUUCAUUAACUGCUCCUCAAAUGGGACACAGAUAUCACAGUGGGUGUUUGCAGCCAACAAUACGCUGUGCAUUGAACAUACAACAACAUCUCCUAUCACCACCAUCUCAGAAUCCUCCACUGCGGCUUACUGGUGGCAAAUAAUGGCCGGUGUGCUCUCUGCACUGGUUCUUCUGUUGGUGGUCGGGGUGGCUGUCGUCUGUGCUCAGAGAAAAAAACCAAGCAACCAGCCUACAGAUGAAGAUGAACAGGAGUUGACCUAUGCUGUUGUCAAGAUCAAGCAGCGGUCGGGGCGGCAGGUCCAGCAGAGGGCCGAGCCGGAGGUGGAGUACGGCCAGGUCAAGUUCUCAGAGCGACCUCGGCCGACUGCUGAUCCGGCAGGAGAGGAAUGUGUGUACGCCAAGGUGCGAAGAGGCAGGUGAUUCCCAGAGUUCAGUCAUUUGACAAAGACUGCACCGUUAAAGGCAGGUGAAGGGUCUCUUUGUCCAGAUCCUCCUCGUCCUGUCAUCAGAACGGCAACAGGGUCACAGCAGAGCACAGUUACACUUUUUCAUGUACUUUGACUCUGUAAAUCUAUUUGCUCCCUAUCGCUUCAUAUCAUUGAUUUCUGUUUCUAUUGUAUUAAAAAAAAAAAAAUCCUGCAAUAAUAAUACUUAUAAUAUUAAUAAUGAUAUUCCUUUAUUUCUUAAGAAUAAAUAAAUUAUACACCUAACGAUGUUUUGACAAGAUACAGGUCAACAUUUUGCUGUGAUGUGUUUCUCUUGUACAGUCUAGUAGGGACCUCCGCCAGAAGCCUGUUUAAAGUUGAAAUACAUUAAUAGGAUGCGGGUUCUUUUAAUGUAAAUACAAUUUUUAUUUUCAUUCAUAGAUAUUAUUAUUAUUGUUAUGCUUUUGUGGUUUAUUUAAAAUUCCUUGUUUGAUUUCAAAAGCAUUUUAAUUUAUAAUUUAGAUAACAUUACAAUCAUCUUUGCGUUAUGUUUAUGCUUGUUUCUAAUUCAUGAGGAUGUUCACUUUUUUAAUACAUUGUUGAGCCACUGUAAAUUUAAAAUAAUGCUAAUAUAAUUUUGCCUUUACAAUGCACUUAGUUAACCCUGCAAUAAGUGGCAGAAAAGCACACUGCUCUGAAUAACCACUUCCUCAUUUGCACAAAUUAUGGCAAUGAUUGCUCAUUUUUGCUGAAAAACUGUCUUUCUCGAAGGAAGAAAGAACAUUUGUCAUCAAUAAAUAAUUACAUUACA